Molecule: messenger RNA, 5193 nt
Organism: Lasiosphaeria miniovina
Lineage: Eukaryota; Fungi; Ascomycota; Sordariomycetes; Sordariales; Lasiosphaeriaceae
Exons: 2
Coding region: 1-5193 (1730 amino acids)
Biological process (GO): positive regulation of transcription by RNA polymerase II
Cellular component (GO): nucleus
Molecular function (GO): chromatin binding; ATP binding; ATP hydrolysis activity
Source: RefSeq, a predicted model, not a curated record
AUGCCGGCAAAGCGUAAGCGCGACAUUCUCGACGGGUUCGACCCUAACAAGUCGGACUCGGAGGACGAGAACUUCGACCCUAGCGAGGACCGACCCCGUCGCUCGGCCAAGAAGUCGCGCGCGCCGCGACCCAAGACUCCAGGAGCAGCAUCUCGAAGUAAGAGAGUAAAGUACCGAGGAUCCGACAUUGAAGAUGACGAGCUGUCAGAAAGUGAGCUUGAGGACUCGUUUGGAGAAAACGAAGAAGAGGAGGAUGAUGAAGACGAAGAUUUGCCCUUGAAUGCAACUGGCCGCCGAAUGAGACAUGCCGCCGUCAAACAUCAGUCGUACAAAGAGAGCUCGGAUGAUGAAAGCGUAGUUCUGGAUUCGGACGAUACAGUCAUUAAAAAAACUAGCAAGCGACUGUCGCUGCUUGUUACCCUCAAAGCGCCAAACAGCAUGCGCACGUCGGGACGACCAAAACGAGGCGUGAAAGACGAGGCCGCGCAACAAAUGCCGCCGCCCACGCGUCGCUACACUAGAGCUCGCACCGAGGAGACGGAAGAGCCGCUGUUGGAGCUUUCCAACUCGGGAAGGCACGUACAGACGGUGCGUGCUUCAAAGAGCAGAAGCCCAGAGGCCAUGAGUCGUGCCACCAGAGCCACUCGCGCCGGAAAGGGGUUGAAGAAACUCCCAGAGCCGAUUGAGGAAGCAACCCAGGAGAGCGACCCUAAAGAGGGAACCAAGGAUUUCCGCGACGAUGACGUCGAUGAGCUUGUCGGCAGCGAUGGAGAGAACGGUUUUGAAAAGGCCGAUCAACAAGACGAAGAAGAUGCUGCCUCUCAUCAAGAAGAUGAAGCUACCUACGAGAACCAGGAGGAAGGAGAUGCAGCCGAGAUUGAAGAAGCUACUCCUACCGAAGGAGACGAUGACGACGAUAGUGAUCGCCCACUCACUCGGCGGACGCGUGCAGCAAGAGCGGCUGCAACGACGCCUGCCGCUGCUGAGGAUGCCGAUGCCGAUGGCGAUGGCGAUGGCGAUGGCGAUGGCGAAGGUGAAGGUGAAGGUGAAGUCGAAAAGGCUGCAGAGCCCCGCCGCGGGACACGCACCUCGCGACUCCGGAGGAAAAAGAGUAUGCAAGAGCCGAGCAGUGACUUCGAGCCUGGCGAGGAGUCUGGCGAGGCUGAAGCUUCGGCCUCGGAAGCUGUCGGCAAGGCCAAGAGCAAGAGCAACAGGCGCAGUGCUAAUGCUAGUGAAGAUGACUCGACGACCCCAGUUCCUGCUCGUGGACGCGGUGCCCGCAGCCAAACGCGAGGCACCAAGAGAACUCGUCGCAGCCAGGCCGACUCUGGCGACGAAGAGGUGGAGCUCGACAAGGAUGAGAUGGCCGAAGAGCUCGAAGAGCUGCGGCAGAGCUCCCGCUCGCGGCCCCGACGUACACGUCACCGGUCUCCCUCUAUCCAAUACGAGGAACGCGCCUCCAAGAAGCGGCGUACCAAGCCGGUCGACUACAGCAUUCCAGCGAUUGAUUAUGCCGCCCUGGAGGCUGAAGAAGAAGAGCCGGCGCAGACGCCAGCAAGAACCCGCAAAGGCGGAAAGAACGGCGGAAAUCAGUCUUGGGAACGCACUAUCAACAAUACCUACGGGCCAUUUGGCGGUGGCGGCGGAGCCGGGUCCCUGCUAGCGGGCCCUUGGGGCACUGGGGCCACUGGCGGUGUUGAUUCGGACAGUAGCGACGAUGAGAUGGUGCAGCGGAGCGGGCUUGGGGGCGCCGUUGGCAUGACGCCAACCUCGGCCGCAGCACCCGGAGGAGGCCUUUUCGGCGCCGCCGCUCAGUCACACGGAACCGACGGCCCACUGGCUGUCGGCGGAGCGACUCCCAACGUGGGCAAGGUCAAGAACACGAAGGCCCUCGCCGACGCCGAUCCUCUCGGGGUCGACCUGAAUGUCGACUUCAGCAAGGUCGGAGGCUUGCAAGGCCACAUCGACCAGCUCAAGGAGAUGGUGCAACUGCCUCUCCUCUACCCUGAGCUUUUCCUCAAAUUCCACGUCACACCACCCCGUGGCGUUCUCUUCCACGGUCCUCCUGGUACCGGUAAGACGCUCCUCGCUAGAGCUCUUGCUAAUUCCGUCGGAUCCGGAGGCCGCAAGAUCAGCUUCUACAUGCGAAAGGGUGCCGACGCCCUCAGCAAAUGGGUCGGCGAGGCUGAGAAACAGCUGCGUCUGCUUUUUGAAGAAGCCCGCAGAACACAACCAAGCAUCAUCUUCUUUGACGAGAUUGACGGCUUGGCUCCAGUGCGCUCUAGUAAACAGGAACAGAUCCACGCCAGCAUCGUGUCGACACUGUUGGCACUCAUGGACGGCAUGGAUGGUCGAGGCCAGGUCAUCGUGAUCGGAGCGACAAAUCGCCCCGACAACAUUGAUCCUGCGCUGCGCCGACCGGGUCGCUUCGACAGAGAGUUCUACUUUCCCCUCCCAGAUGUGGAGGGCCGGCGGUCCAUUAUCGAUAUCCACACCAAAGACUGGGGCAUCUCUGGCGAUUUCAAGAACGCCCUGGCCGAGAAUACCAAAGGGUACGGAGGUGCCGAUCUUCGCGCCCUCUGCACUGAGGCAGCUCUCAACGCCAUCCAGCGAACUUACCCCCAGAUCUAUUCGUCUCAGGAGAAGCUCGUGGUGGAUCCGGAGAAGAUCACGAUCCAUGCCACUGAUUUCAUGCUCUCGGUCAAGAAGAUGAUCCCCUCUUCCGAGCGGUCGGCCUCGUCGUCGGCGACGCCGCUCCCGCGCUCCGUUGAGCCGCUCCUGAGAACCCAGUACCAGUCAAUCACCAAGGUGCUGGAGAACAUCAUGCCCCGCCCCAAGAAGAUGACGGCGCUUGACGAGGCCAUGUAUGAGCCAUUCGAAGACGCGGACCAUGGCUUUGGCCGCGAGGCUAUGCACCAAGAGUUUGAGCGCUCUCGCAUCUUCCGGCCUCGGCUGCUCAUCUGCGGCGUGCCUGGAAUGGGCCAGAACUACUUGGCAGGCGCCGUGCUGCACCACAUGGAGGGUGUUCACGUCCAGACGAUGGACCUUGCGACCCUGCUUGGCGACGGUCGCCCGCUUGAACAGGUAAUUGUAAGUCUCUUCACAGAAGUGAAGCGCCAUCGACCCAGCAUCAUCUACGUCCCCAACAUCGACGUCUGGUGGACCAGCAUUGGUGAGGCGGCCAUUACUACAUUUACCACGAUGAUGCGCAGCAUCCCACCCGCGGACCCUGUCCUCCUCAUGGCAACGUCCGAGGUGGCGCCCGCGUCUAUCGCCCCCGAUAUCCUCAAGGAGCUCUUUGGCUUCUCCAAACGGAACCGCGUCAUCGUUGAUCGCCCCGGCCGGGAGAACCGGCUUGAGUUCUUCGAGAACAUCAUCGUGCAUCUGAGGAAGUCGCCUACCGAGUUUCCGGAUCCUUCGGACCGGAAAAAGCGAGUACUCGAGGUGCUUCCGGUCGCGCCGCCACCGCCGCCCAGGACAUUGACCAAGGAGGAGAUCAAGGCCCAGCGCAAAACCGACCUCCACCAUCUAAAUCUGCUGAAGAUGCGACUGCAGCCGAUCAUGGACCAGAUCAACCGCAAAUACCGGAAGUUCAGGACGCCAUUGGUCAGCCAAGGAAGUCUUCAAUACUUGAUAGACGAAGCACAACCGAACUUCGUUCGUGCUGAUGUGCCUGAUAACAUGCCUCGCCCAUACGCGUUGACGCACGAUAAGGAUGGAGUGCAAUGUUUCACUGAGAUCACGACGGGCAAAUUGUUUUACAACCUCGAGACUAGUACCAUCGAGGAGCGCUUAGCCAAUGGCUAUUACGCUAGGCCUGUCGACUUUUACAAGGACAUCAACAAGCUCUAUAUUGACGGAAAGACUUUCGGAGACCGCGAGCGGACGCUGAAGGCGAACGAACUUCGCACCAACGUGGAAGUCGACGUGCAUGACAUUUCACAGACGCUGGCAAACCAAGGAAUCCGAUUUGAGGAGAUUUACCAGCGGCAGGUCCAGAGGACCAAGGAGGCAGAGGAACGGGCACGCAAGAAGAAGGCCCUUCAGGAAGUCGUUGACCUAGUGCAGUCCGAUGUGGGGGGAGACGGCGACGCCGACAGCGACUCGGCGGGGCCUGUGGGGGUCGCCGUGUUGGAUACCGCAACGACGGGCGCUCGGUUUGUGCCAAUGAUGAGUCCGCCACCGAAUGGGCAUGCCGGUUCCUCGGAGUCUCGGCCCCUAACUAACGGCACGUCGGCGCCCUCCCACCCAGACGGCGACGACGUUGAGAUGGGAGGACUCGACAACACGCAUCCUCACUCUGGUCACAAUGCAGACCUGAACGAGCCACACCGCUGGAGGCUAGAGCCCCGGCCGCUCGGAGACUCGACGGUGGCAACAGCCGGGACGCAAAUAUCUCAGCGUUCGGCAUUGACGGCUGUGCCGGCAGGUGUAUCUCCAUCUGCCAUUCUGAACGACGCCUCGACUACAAAGACGUCGGAUCCCUCGACAACCCGGUCGAAUAACUGGAGCACCCAGAACACCAACGGCGUGGCCGGGAAUCCGGACUCGCAGCUAGUCGACACUCAAGACCAGGGCCUCUCUGGCCCGAGCCAGGCCACCUCUAGCGGGAGAGAUUGGGCGCACUCGCAGGCGGCGGCCAUCGUUCGGGGUAUCUUGCCGCCCCGCCCGGAGAUGCACCAGCAGUUCUCGGGCGGGCUGAUCGAGGAGAACAGCCCGACGUCGUCGCAGGCCGUCGCAGGCAAAUCCGCCAAUAUCACGAGCCUAAACAACAUUCUGAACGACAGCGUAAAUACCACCACCACCAGCAGUUCUUCGCUGCGCAAUACGGUCUCUUCAGGCUCGUCGCAGCAGCCCGUGAUGCACGAGGGGAAGAUCAACGAGUUUCUGGCGACGCUAGCAGACCGCACGUCCGGCUGCAGCGUGGAGCAGCUGGAGCAGAUCAACCGGGAGCUUAUGGACGAGAUAUGGAAGACACGCAACGAGUGGAACCGUAUGACGGUCUUGUCCACUCUGACGUCCGUCUUCAACGACACCAUUAGCGACAUUGAGCUCGUGCAGGGCAUGCUGGACAACAAUAGCCAGCUACCGCAGGACGAACAGGACCAGCAGCAGCCGGGGCCGUCACAGCAACAAGAUUCGAUGCUAGACACGAGCGAAUCGUCGCUGGAGCCUUUUGUGCACCUAACUUGA